ACUGAAAAAAUAAAAGGAGGCGCUGAUGCAGAUUAAGAUGGCGAGCGAAAGUGUCCGAAUGCCUCUCACACGCGGUGAACUUACUGGCCUUGUGUUUCGAUUGUCCCUUUUUGGUGCUUUAACGUACUUUGGCAUAAAAUGGAUGGUUAACGCUAUUGAUCCGACGCGUAAGCAGAAGAUUGAGUCCAAGAAAAGAGCAGAUAGGAUACUGAAAAAAAUAGGCAUACAGAAUGUGAACUUGACAGAAUAUGAGCUGUCAAUUGCGGCUCAGCUAAUUGAUCCUCGAGACAUCAGUAUAUCAUGGGAUAGCAUCGCUGGCUUGGAGGAGAUCACUCAGGAGCUCAGGGAAACUGUCAUACUUCCCAUUCAGAAGAGGCACCUCUUCACUGGCUCACAACUGAUCCAACCACCAAAGGGAGUGCUGCUUCAUGGUCCACCUGGCUGUGGUAAAACCAUGAUAGCAAAAGCGACAGCACGAGAAGCUGGAGCCCGCUUUAUCAACUUAGAGGUCGCUGCGCUUACUGACAAAUGGUACGGAGAAUCUCAAAAGCUCGCCAGUGCUGUUUUUACAUUGGCAGUGAAGAUUCAACCUUGCAUUAUCUUCAUUGAUGAGAUUGACUCAUUCCUACGGUCUCGUGAUAGUCAAGACCAUGAAGCAACAGCUAUGAUGAAGGCGCAGUUCAUGUGUCUCUGGGACGGCCUAAUUACAGAUCCCGAUUGCCAGGUUGUGGUAAUGGGUGCCACUAACCGUCCACAUGAUGUUGACAAGGCCAUCCUGCGCCGCAUGCCAGCUAUGUUUCAUGUUGGGUUGCCUAAUCAGCAGCAAAGAGCUGGAAUUAUCAAGCUAGUGUUGGAGACAGAAGGGGUGAGCAAGGAUGUGGACAUUACCAAGAUUGCACGUCUCACUGAAGGCUUCUCGGGUAGUGACUUGAAGGAAUUGUGCCGUAAUGCUGCCCUUUACCGUGUUCGUGAUCUGUUGCGAAUCGACAAGCAUCACGGAGGGGGACUCAAAGAAAUGUCUGAUGAUGAAGAAACGUUUCAUGACGCACGUCAGUCUGGUGCAAAAGAAGGUUCAGACGAUGACGAAACAUUCCACGAUGCAUUGCGGCCUAUCUGUAUGGAAGACUUCACCAAUGCUCUGGCUAAAAUGAAGAACUCAAAAGUGCUUGCCCACCAGCGACAUAGUGUCCCACUAGAAUUGGACUAGGCUUUAAAUGGUCAUCUGGAACUCCUGAGGAUUGUGUUGUUGUAUUAGUGUUUCCAUCAUUAAUGCCCUACCAGAAGUGGACUGAACAAUGUGAACUGCUCUUUUAUUUGCUAAGCAGUAUAAAAAGUUUAAUGGUGAUCACCUUCUCAGCAUUUGUCGGACUGUACCUCUAUGCUGAACAGCUAUCACUUCCACCUUUCAGAAGCUAUUGUUCAUAAGAAUGUGAGUCAUUGUCUGCAAGAAUGUUGGCAGUAAAUGCUUACAGCUUUACUGGCAGGUGAGUGCCUCAUGCCCACAAAUAGUGCUUGGCAUUGAGAACAUUAUGCCGAACGAUAUUUGAAUUUUUGAAAAUGAAGGAGGUUUUAUGAUGUUCAUUUACGCUCAACAUUUUUUUUUUUGCCUUCAGGCACUGCCCAACAGGACUAUGGGCUAAGGUUCAAAGUGAGAGUUGUUUUGUGUUAUUUAAAAAUGUUGUUAAUAUAUCGUAGUUUAUUUCUUACAGUUAUCAAAUUCCACUGCACUUGUAGUAGAAUAUAUCUGCUGCAGCUAGUAACAGUUUUAUACAUAUACUCAGAUAUAUAAAUAUGUAUAAAUAAAAAUACUUGUCUAUGUGAUAGCAUUUGCUUACAUUGUGGCAGGAACUGUGUGCAUUUGCAGUCUCUCAGUACAUAUAGCUUUGUUGACUUUUUGUGUGCUUUAAAAUGUAGUUCAAUUGUUUGUAUAAAUUGACCAGUAUUUUAGAGAUUAAAUAAAUUAAUGCAAUAAUAAUUUAGUAAGCUUCUGUUAAUGUCAUAUGUAUUGCAAGCUAGCAGCCUGUUAGCUAAAGCAUCGUACAACUAUAGUGCCUUCAAUGGAAAGUUCUUUUAUUUGCAGAAGAAAGCAGAUGCGCUAGAAACAUAAAACAUAUCUUCUUCAGGCAAUAGAUUUGUGCCAGCCCUUGUUUUUUGUCUUCCGUGGAUUGGCUUGUGCUCAUAAUUAAAACAGUUUAUCACACCUGUUCAA
Rhipicephalus microplus (southern cattle tick) is the source of this 2209-nucleotide messenger RNA. RefSeq names its product outer mitochondrial transmembrane helix translocase. Lineage: Eukaryota; Metazoa; Arthropoda; Arachnida; Ixodida; Ixodidae. Gene Ontology annotation, biological process: extraction of mislocalized protein from mitochondrial outer membrane. Gene Ontology annotation, molecular function: ATP hydrolysis activity; ATP binding. The record is from RefSeq and is a predicted model, not a curated record. Gene Ontology annotation, cellular component: mitochondrial outer membrane.